CCCACCAAGAACAGGACUCGAUGGAUGGAGUCGGGCUCUGCCCCUGCAGACGUGGAGCCAUCCACAGGGAGGGACGCCGAAAACGACUUACCAGCCCCUGCGAAUUCCCCAAAUCUCCUCGAGGAGGAGGGAGGCACGCACACCGCCCAGGAGCGAGCCUGUCUCAAAAUGUCGCUCUCGCGGCCCGAGCAGCGGCCACAGGGACCUCCGUGGCCGGCGCACAGGGCCGGGGGCGGCCGGGCGGCCAUUGUUACUGCUGGUUCCCCGCUCAGACCCGCACCAGGCCCGAACGCGGAGCUCGGCCCGAGACGCGGACACUGUCGGCCCGCCGCGGCGGCCACCGCCGCGCACCAGGCCUCGCUCUCAGCAAAACACAAAGCCCUUCCCGGCUCGCCUGAGAAUGCCGCGGCCCAACGCUCGCCCACUCACCUCCGACCCCGGGUCUCCCAUUUCUCCGACGGCCUAACUGACAGCACCACCGCUCCUGCGGUCCCCGCCGCCGCCGCCGCCGCCGUCGCUGCCGUCCCCGCCGCCGCUGCCGCCGCCGCCACGACUUCCCUUCCCGCCCAGCACCGCUUCGCGCCGCCGUGACCCGCCCCUGCGUGAGCGCCGACGCCGCCGACGCCCCCGACGCCGCGGGCGGAGAGAGGUGCGAAACCGCUUCAAAAGGAGGAGCGACCGGCUCUGGGCCGCUAUCCCCCGGAGCCUCUGUCUCGCAGUCCCGGCCUGCCUUCUCCGGGCCGCGCGGGAAACCGGGAGUUGUAGUUCUGGUUGUUCCUGCGACUGUCCGAUUUCAGUGGAAAAGCAAGGAAAAGGACUCCAAGCGGGCCUGGAAUGCGGAGGCUUAGUUGAAUUUUGUGAUAAGGAAAGAAAUAGAAGGUUUCCUUAUGCUACCCACCUGGCUUCAUUAUCUGAGAUAGUAUGUAUGAAUACACCUGAGAAGAAAAGUUGAAGACCAGACCGCCAGUCACCAGGUUGUCCUUAAAGAAAACUGGAGAAGCAAGUGAGAGUCUAGGACCCAAGACCACACGGGGCCAAGGCCUGACUAUCACUAAGCCCUACACUAGUGAAAAUAACGUGCUGUUUAAGGAUAGUCUCAGAUACUACUUUACUAAAAUAGCUUACCUUUUUCAAUGUUCACAGCCAAAAAGCACUCUAUAAAAAUAGUUCACUCAUGUUCAUCUGUGUGGUUUUCUCACUCUAUUGUCUUACCAAAAAGAUCCGGCUUCCCCCCCCCCCAACACCAACAAUUUUGAAAAGGACCUUUUAAGCUGGAAAAUUCUUUUAAAUCUUAUGAGCUUGUUUUUGCCUGUUUAUAUGCAAAUCUACCAUUUGAGUUUUCAUGUCUAUAGUAAAUUUCCUUAAUACUUGGUAUUUCCUGCAUUUCCAGCAAGUUCUUUAUGAUUUCACUUGCUUUUCCACCUAAGUUUGAGAAUUCUAGGAGCAAACUGAGAAUGGGAGACCAGUUACAGGUAGGAGUUAAUUGGUAAAACUCUUGGAAAACAAACUUUAUGUGGCUGGAGCUUCCAAAUACUCAUACUCUUCAAUUCAGUUGUCAUUGCAAGCUUUUUAAGGACACACAUUAAUCUGUAGGAAAAUUUUUAUGCUA
Messenger RNA from Mustela erminea (ermine), 1609 nucleotides. RefSeq names its product testis-specific gene A8 protein-like. The coding region runs from base 25 to 591 and encodes 188 amino acids. NCBI's taxonomy places the organism in Eukaryota, Metazoa, Chordata, Mammalia, Carnivora, Mustelidae. The record is from RefSeq and is a predicted model, not a curated record. The transcript has 2 exons.